Messenger RNA from Penicillium griseofulvum, 2166 nucleotides. Its product is annotated as ESCO family N-acetyltransferase. NCBI's taxonomy places the organism in Eukaryota, Fungi, Ascomycota, Eurotiomycetes, Eurotiales, Aspergillaceae. The record is from RefSeq and is a predicted model, not a curated record. Gene Ontology annotation, cellular component: chromatin; nucleus. The transcript is spliced from 3 exons. The coding region runs from base 1 to 2166 and encodes 721 amino acids. Gene Ontology annotation, molecular function: protein-lysine-acetyltransferase activity. Gene Ontology annotation, biological process: mitotic sister chromatid cohesion.
AUGCCGUGGACAGUGACCAAUUCAUUUAAGAGAGGCCUUAUGAAAACUUACGGACGACCAACAUGGCGCGUCUACGAUGAUGAGCGCGCCGCAAAGAAAAGACGCGUGGAUGAGUCCGAUGAAGCUGAGGCCAACCUACAAUAUGCCAUCCGUGAAUCUUCAGCUGCCGUGCUGUCAAGCCCAUCGCGUCGCAACUCCCUGUUGUCGGAAGGCACGCUCGAUGAUAUUGACGAUCUCACCACACCACCAUCAUCGCCACCUCCGCGUUUAACCCCACCGCCAGCCAAUACCCGCAAGCCAACAUUUGCUUUUCUCAAGCGGAAGCACAAGGAAACUACUACUGGAUCGCCCUUGACAGAGGUUAAUUCGAAUAGUGUACGCGCAUCAGUGGACCCACCCAAGCAAAAGGGUCAGAAACAACCCGUCAUGCGCCAGAUGCAGAUUGACCUGGGAAAUGAUACACGAAAGACCUGUGCGACCUGUGGUAUGGAAUAUAUCCCGUCCAAUACGGAGGAUGCGGCAUUGCAUAAAAAGUUUCACGAAAUGAAUGCGACUGGGAUCGACCUGGGCAAGGCAUUUAUGCGUGCGAACGCCUCACGCUGGGUUUACGAAGCGACUCGAUUCGAUGAGGGGUAUGUGGUAAUUGUGGACCGCAAGGCCUCCCCUAGUGCCAAGAGCCAAGCGAAGAAGGUUCUCGAGGUUGUUAAUAAAGAGCUCUCAUCACCGGAAAUCGACGACGAGACCCUCUGGAGCCAAACGGAACCGCCAAAACACUUGCAGGAUGGUCCAACCGAGAAAGUAGAUCGGUAUCGGGUCUUUUUGCAUAUGAAGGAUAGUCGCUGUGUUGGGCUCUGCCUGACUGAGCGCAUCUGGGAAUCCCGACCGGUGGUGAAAGAACAAAAUGACGCGCACAAUGGCUCUGUCUCGACACGAGAUGAAAUCCGUCCGGCCAUUGUCGGAGUCUCUCGUAUCUGGACUUCCGGAUCCUCACGGCGAAAGGGAAUUGCUUUAGAUCUCCUCGAUUGCGUGGUCAUCAACUUUAUUUACGGGAUGGAAAUAACCAAGGCACAAAUUGCAUUCAGCCAGCCCACGGAGAGUGCCCCGAACCGUUACGGGAAGUCGUCGACAUCGCUUGAACGCGAGAUAGAUGACUCGAGCUCAAACGAAGAGAUAAACCCAUUCGAUGUGUCUGUGAGCGAUACCGAGGAUGAAAUCAAUGGUCAUAAGAGUCCAGCUCCCCAAGAUGAUCGACCAUCUUUUGGGUCAGCUCCACACCCAUCAACAGAUGGAUCCCCCAUAUCACCCGACCACAACAUGCGGUCUGCAGCAGGUGUAGACAGCUCCCAUGCAGGACUUCCCACAGUACAGUUGUCCCCAGAGCUUGAUGCAAGCCCUCCCGGCCGAGUGAAAGACAAGAAGCCGCCACCUCCACCUAGGAGUCAUCACGGCCGCAGACUUGGCUCUACGGCCGCGGAAUCCUCCCAGACAGCCCGGUCCCAGUCUACUAACCGCCUAUCAAUCCAUGGCCCUGGGAAUGUGACACCCGGUGCCUUGCAUCCCAGCUCGGUAUCUCUAUCAUCGACCGAUUAUUUCUCGGUCCCUGCGGGAGUGACAGGGUCGACGGACUCGCUCCAGCGCAGCCAGUCUCAGCAUAAGCGUCCUCCCACGCCACCCCUCAGUCGUCGGCACAGUCAGAUGCGGAGAUCCAAGUCUACACAGUCCAAAACUAGCAGUCGAUUAAGUAUGUCUUACGACUCGGAGAGCAAUGAUAACUCUCUGCCUCCCAGUCCAGGUCCUUCCAGUCGAACGGAAAGCAAGAGAAUCAGCAUGCCUCCGCCAUCGGGAGACUUCCAGGGGACUGGCCCGUUGGGAGAUAUCUCGCUGAACUUAUCUCCCCACACUAACUCCAGACCAUCAUCACUGAAGGCUGGGCGGCGGGCAUCAUCAUAUGGGAAUGUACCGGGUGGCUCUACUGGACCACCCCCGCCUCCUCCACCUCGGCGCACUCGAGACCCCAUUACCCGUAGUGAUGUGAUGGGGUUGAAGGAGAACCAUACAUCAGCCCCACAACCAUCCAAUGCUCAUGACAUCCUGGCCGAUCUCACCAGACUUCAGAAAGAGGUGGAUGAUCUCCGAGGGCAUUAUGAGAAUCGAAAAGUUGAUUGA